GUCUGUAAAGCCGAUUAGUGCCUUUACCUGAUUAUCUCAUAUGGUAGUCUGUGUAACGUAGCAUAGAGUGUAUGUUUAACGUGUUCCUGGCAUAGAGUUUUUCGCGGCUCCCUAGGGAGGAGAAGUUCCUCUCCUGAACCAUGGAUAAGGAACUUAUGUGUGCAAUAUGUUUAGAAUUUUUCGACGAACCUUUGAUGUUGCCAUGCAGUCACAAUUUUUGUAGAAAGUGUCUACAGGGCAUAAUCACUGCUAGGGACCAAUUCACGAGUUACAGACCCCAGCGAUAUGUUGACUGUCCCUUGUGUCAGAGGAAGAUUCCAUUAGAAAGAACAGGAGUUGACCAGUUUCCAGUGAACCGUGCACUCGGCAAUGUCAUUAGUGUCUACAAAGCAGAGGCAGAAGUUACUUUCAAUGAUGCAAGUUGGAGUAAAGAUGUAUCGGAUUCAGCUGGACAAUGUCGACUGCACAAGGAAGACUUGUGUUUUUAUUGUUUGUCUUGUAACCAAGCUGUUUGUAAAGAGUGUAAAUGCAUUAGUCAGAGAGAUGCAGGUGCAUCUCAUCGAUUCAGUCCCAUCAAAGAACAACUCCAUCGCUCUCAGACAUCAAUAUUGGCAUCCCUGUCAGAAAUUAGGAAGAAGAGUGUUAUGUUAAAUGACAGAAUUCAACUUUUGAAUGAAAUCCUUGAAGGGAUUGAUGAAAAUGAGAAGCAUGUGCAGAAAAGUAUUGAGGAGGAGUUUGAGGCACUGAGGUCACAGCUGAAGAGUCGGCAGGAGGAGAUGAAAAGGCGUCUACACAAUGAUAUUGAAGCUAUUAAACGUCCAAUUCUAGAUCAGCUGAGAAAGAACAAGUCUAUCAACUCCAGUAUAGAUGACCAUCAGAGGAAACUAAGUCUAGUCAAAGCCACACAAGAUCCAAGUUUACGAAUUAAGCUGUUACAAGAGUCUGAGCGACAGCUAAACAGCCUGCUUUGUUUUGACCUGGCCUGGUUUUCCUCAAGUGACACACCCACUGUCAACAUGCCAACAUGGGAACUUCAAAAACGGGCAGUGGAGAAUGCCAUUCCACACAUUCAACUCAAACGAUCAGGCCAUGAACUCUUGACGCCAGAUUCAGCUGCUUCUACAGAGGCUGGUAUAACAGCAGGAUUAAGUGGUGUGAGCUUCAGUGAUAAGAAUCCCAAACAUAGUCAUGAGAUGGCAAAGCAGCCAGUCCGGGAUGAUCCAGCAUCCUACCUGAGAAGUUCCUCCAGCACCACACUGGGGGUACAAACUGAACCAAUAUCUAAUACCUCAACAGAAGGUGCAGUGAUGCAUCGUAAUGCAUUGUCCAUUCAUAAGCAUCCUCUUCCACUGGACCCAAACCGACCUACAGAGAAUAAGGAUGUCCGAACUACGACUUCCUUGUAUUUUACUAGUCAGUCAGGCAAACCACAAGGACAACAGAGGACAAAUAUGAGUGUGACUCUGCCACCAAGAUCUGACAUUGAAAUCUCAUCCCACACAUCAAAUGUUCACCCUCGACUAUCCCUGCCAACCACUGCAAGUACAAUUGCCAUUUCUUUACGCAGAAACUCAGAAGGAGGUCUUCAGACCCUUGGUGGAGGAGAGGCUGGAACUCCCACUUCUGCUACCCUCCCAAUCACCACGCCCAUUACUAACUCCUUACUUGCCAACAUAAACAGUGUCCCUCCCAUAACUUCAUCAUCAGUGAGUCUGACCAGUGAGGCAGGAGCUGCUUCUUUCCCCAGUUUUACUGAACCAGACAGAGUUCCUUCAUCCAUGGAGACAGAGAAUGGGGUCAAUGCCAGCUCCCCUAAUGGGUCAGAGGGGUCAAAUAGAUCAAACAAUCAGACAAAUAACUUCAGUGACGCUAACUUGCCGAGGAUAACUGCAAGGGAUUUCUCACCAGGUAGGGGUGUGACGUAUCCUGGAGGUCGUCGAAUUGUGAAAGCCAAAAAAAUAAUCAAAAAGUAAACAUCUGUCACAUUUCACUCCAUUUGUAAUCAAAAUCAGAAACAUUUUUUUGCUCUUAUCUCUGUCCUUUCUGUGGUGUUAACUCAAAAAAACCCUUAAAAUUACUAAAUGUACUUAUCUAGUAUCAAACUUGAUAAAACUGCUGUUGUAAGUGCAUUGUACAUCUAACCUCCGAGAAAGCCUUGCUUGUAUUUUUUAUUUAUUCUGUAACAGCUGAACUUGCAAUUUAUAGGGAUGCCUUCAUUGUAAGUUGAAUUAUACAACAACUGCAUUUACAUGCAUAUAUCAAUAUUGUUUUAUACUAAAUGCCUAAAAUUUACAUUCACACUUAAGAAUGGAAUAAUGUCAAUGCUAUACAAGGUUGAACCGGUGAUAUGUUUGGUAAACUUUUAUGCUACAUGUAUUUUGUUGUAUGGAACAAAUUUUUAUGCCCCCGUAAUCGUAGAUUCGGGGUAUAUAGUUUUUGCCCUGUCUGUCCAUCUGUCUGUCCAGCUGUUUAUCUGUUUGACCACAAAAACUUUAACAUUGCCCAUAACUUUUGAUUGGUUGGAGCUAUGGCUUUCGUAUCUCACAAGUGUAUUCCUUGUGACAAGACCUUCCUUUUGGUACCAACAUAUUUGACCUCUUGACCUUGACCUUGGAGUUUGACCCACUUUUGUAGAAAAUUACCCAACUUUAGCUUUGACCAUAACUUUUGAAAAGUUGGUGCUAGGGCUUUCAUAUUUCAUAUAUAUAUAUUCAUUGUGAAAAGACCUUUCCAUGGGUGUAAAUAUUUUUUACCUUUUGACCUUGACCUUAUAGUUUGACCCACUUUUAAAAAACUUAAACCUUGGCCAUACUUUUAAAUAGUUAGUACAAGGGCUUUCAAAUUUUCACAGGUAUAUUCCUUGUGACAAGACCUUCCUUUGGAUACCAACAAUUUUGACCUUUUGACCUUGACCUUAGAGUUUGACCUACUUUUGAAAAACUUCAACCUUCGCCAUAAUGUUUGAACAGUUAGUGCUACAACUUUUAUAUUUUGCUUGUGUAUUUCUUAUUACAAGUCUUCCCCUAUGUACCAUUAAUUUUUACCCUUUGACCUUGGUGUGUUACCCAUUUUUAGAAAACAUUGUCUUUGACCAUAACUUUUGAAUGGUUGGUGCUUGGGCUUUCAUUUUUUUUCCAGGUAUAUCCAUUGACACAAGUCCUUUCUUUAGGUAACAACAUUUUUGAUCUCUUGACCUUGGAGUUUGACUUGCAUUUGAGAAACUUUAACCUUUGCCAUAAGCUGCCAUACGGGGCAUCAGUGUUUCACAAACACAUCUUGUUGUACAUGUAUUUGGCUUUGAAAUUUUACUAGUGACCAACUGUUGAAUAUGUCAUCCUUUUUGACAACUGGAUUAGUAAAGAACCAUUAAGUAAACAUUGUCUUAAUGUCUUUAUUUAAUCGCAAUCUUAUACAUCUUCAUACAAAAUACGAUGUAGUAUAAAAACAUCAAAAAUGUUGUCUACUUCGCUAUGUAAAUGGGGCAGAGAGUUACUUGUUUUUUAGUCAUGAAUCUCAAAGUAUUUAUAAUAAGUAUCUUCUUGGUGGAAAAAGUGAAUGGGAUGUAUUGCAAUAUUUAACAGACUUAUUUUGGUGACCACAGUGAAAGUUUGAAAAUAUGUACUCAAGGUAAUGUAUUUAUUGUUACUUGUAUUAACAUUUUGUAAAAUGUUAUUUUAGUGUGAUAGCAUUGUUGCGCAUGUUAUUAUGUUAUCUAUAGUAUUUAUAAAUAAAAUUCACACAGAU
Messenger RNA from Saccostrea echinata, 3744 nucleotides. RefSeq lists its product as uncharacterized. NCBI's taxonomy places the organism in Eukaryota, Metazoa, Mollusca, Bivalvia, Ostreida, Ostreidae. The record is from RefSeq and is a predicted model, not a curated record. The coding region runs from base 141 to 1973 and encodes 610 amino acids. Gene Ontology annotation, molecular function: zinc ion binding. The transcript is spliced from 5 exons.